This is a messenger RNA of Cariama cristata (Red-legged seriema), 498 nucleotides long. It is a transcript of the gene SFRP4, whose product is annotated as secreted frizzled-related protein 4. NCBI's taxonomy places the organism in Eukaryota, Metazoa, Chordata, Aves, Cariamiformes, Cariamidae. The transcript has 4 exons. The annotation marks the transcript as partial. Gene Ontology annotation, molecular function: protein binding. The record is from RefSeq and is a predicted model, not a curated record.
ACAAAGCCUACGCUGUCGACCUACCUGGCCAAGAACUACAGCUACAUCAUUCACGCUAAAGUCAAAAGCGUAGAAAGAGGGAACUGCAACGAGAUAACGACUGUGGUUGAAGUCAAAGACAUACUUAAGUCUUCGAUGCCAAUUCCUCUGUCUCAAGUGCCUCUUCUUACAAAUUCCUCCUGCCAGUGUCCCCCUCUUCAGCCGAAGCAGGAUGUUCUCAUCAUGUGCUAUGAAUGGCGCUCAAGGUUGAUGCUUCUUGAUGGGUGUCUAGUUGAAAAAUGGAAGGAUCAACUAAACAAGAGAUUUAAGAGGUGGGAACAGAGACUGCAAGAACAAAAGCUGCGAACGGCCCGCAGUAAGAACCAGAACGCAGGACGCAGCGGUCAGAGCGGAGCCCCAAAACCAUCAACCAAGAACACCAGCCCGCUCGUCAGUGGCCCCAAAAAGGCCAUUAAAAUAAGAAAUGGCCAGAAAGAAAUCAACCCUAAAAAAGUAUGA